CAAUGGAUACUUGUUCUUAAAAAUAAAUGAGUUUAAAGUAAUUAGGAGAUGUAAUGUUUCCUCUUGGAUUCAUAACUUAUGGUGGUCCUUUAGCCCAUAUAAAUGUACUUAGAGAAAGAUUUAAAAAUUACACCACAGAAGAUGAAUUCCAAGAAUUAUUUGCAUUAUGUCAAACAUUGCCUGGACCGACUUCAACUUAGAUGGUCAUUGCAGUUGGAGCAAAUCUUACUCAUAGUUGCUUGGGUGGACUAAUAGCAUUUUUAUAUUUUAGUAUGCCAUCAGCUUUUGUAAUGAUGAUAUUAGGUUUAACAGUUCCAAAUUUAUCAAUACCAUGGAUAUAAUUAAUGAUAAAUGGUUUUAAAUACGCUUCAAUUGGCGUGAUAAUAGAGGCAGCUUAUAAAUUAUCAAAUGGGGCGAUAAAAAAUAGAUUUCAUUUGUUUUUGUGGAUUGUAAGUGCAAUCGUAACAACCUUUUUUCCAACACCUUCAAUUGCAAUUUUAAUGAUAGCAAUAGGAGCAAUUUCAAACUAUGUAUCUGAUAGAUAAAUAGGGCAACAAUUAUUAAUUCCAUAAGAAGAAUAAGCAUAAUAAACUUUUGAUAGUUGGUUAUUAGGAUAUAGAUCUUUGAUUGGAUAUGGUGUAUCUUUUGUUCUAUUCUUUUUUUUAUCCUAUAUUGAUUGGAUGCCAAUAGCAGUAUGUAGUAAUUUAUUCAAAACGGGAAGUUUAGUUAUUGGUGGAGGUCAUGUAGUAUUACCAAUGAUAUAAUUUUCUUUAUCAGAAUAUUUGACAACUGAAUAAUUUUGGAAUGCAUUUGCUUUGGUUUCAUGUAUGCCAGGUCCUAUGUUCAAUAUUGCAAUUUAUAUUGGAGCCUUAAUAGGAGGUAUUCCUAUGGCAAUUUUAGCAGAAAUAUUUAUGUUUCUACCAGGAUUCUUUACAAUAUUUGGAUUAUUACCAUAUUGGAAGAAAUAUAGAGGAUUAAGAACAAUUAGAGCAAUUUUAUAAGGAAUAGCAGCAGUUGCAGUAGGAUUUAUAUUAAGUGCAAUAAUACAUUUAAUUAUAAACUCAUGCAGUUAAAAUAUAAUAGUUCCGAUGGGCAUAGGAAUUUUAAGUUGUUUAUGCCUUUACAAAGGUGUUCCAAUACCUUUUGUCAUUAUCGGAGGUGGAUUUAUUAAUUUAUUGACAGAAUAUAAAUGA
Molecule: messenger RNA, 1193 nt
Organism: Paramecium sonneborni
Lineage: Eukaryota; Ciliophora; Oligohymenophorea; Peniculida; Parameciidae
Source: the annotation of a GenBank genome assembly